CAACGCCGUCAAGGAUUAGUAAAUGUUGACCGGUGGACGAAGUGUGGGGAAUCCUUUCUCCCCUUCCCCCCAACCUCCCUAUCUCGACGGCGGAAGGCGAAACAAUGGCGGCAGCAAAUGGUAUGGCGGAGUUUGCAGGCCUACGCCACAACGGGCUCAAAUUUCUGCUAGAUCCGGUAGAUAGGUAAUGUCUGAACUGUAUAAAUUUCUUCAAUUCGAUCCGGACACGCCCAAGCACAAAUAUAUGUUUGACUCGUAUUCGAUUUCUUUAAUUCCCGCUGAGAGAGGUCAUUGCCGGUGAUGGGCAGCCAGAUCCAUUAGUUUUGAUGGCUGUUGGGCCUUUGGCACCGGCAAGAGCCGACUCGUCGUGCGCAGUUCUGGUGGGAGAACUCGGCGGCACUGCUGAGCAGAGCAAUUCGGCCCGGAAAAGGAAGCAGUCACCAACUCAAUCCGUCUCGUCCACCGGGAUGGUGAACCCAGAUGCACCAGGCUAGGCCUGAAGGCAUACAUAACAAUGAGUGUCUUUUUCUCUAGAUCCAUGGUUCUGAUUUUUUAUUGCCAAAGUCUGUGUCUAGUGGGCAUGACUACUACUGUCAACAAGCUGAUCCUAUGAUUCUGGUAAUAAACCAUGCGUGCAAUUAGCAUAUAUAAUUCUCCCGGUUAGACCAUGUCAACCAUCCGCGAAAUUAGAAUACUUAGUGUUCUAUGGGCAUAGCAUGCCAUCCAUACAUAAAUGAAACAAAAAAAACACGGUAUUGCUAUCGUAUGAAAAGUAACUGCAUCAUCUUGGAAACUGUUAUUUUGAAUUUUUAUAAAAGGUCAGUGACUGCUCUUCGAUUUGUUGAAUUUGCCGCAGAUUCCAGUUCAGAGAGGUCAGUGCAGAUGUUGAGCAGCGAGAUCUAUUCGCUUCGAUGGUUGUUGGGCCAUCCACACCGACACACGUCGAGUCAUCGUGCGCGGUUGUGUUUGGACAACUCGGCGGCACUGCUGAGUAGUGUAAAUCUGCCGGCAAGAGGAAGGAGUCUCAAACUCAGUCCGCCGAGUCCACCGGGAAGGUGAACCCAGACGCACCACGGUGGACCAGAGGAUGUCCAGUGUGCAUUAGUACUACCGCCAAGUAGCCGAUCCCCUGACUGUGGCAGUCAUCCAUGCAUGCAAUUUAGCUUCCCAAAUGGUUUCUGCAGCAGAUCAUGUCAUCCUCACACGGAAUUAUAUAGUUUUGUGGGCAGAUCAUGUGAACGAUUGUAAUGUAGCUCGAAAGAAGAUGCCCUCCAGGCUGUUGAAUAAAAUACUAUUGCAUCAUCUAAAUGAAUGUGAAUUUAAUUUCUGGUUAAGAGUUGGUCGCGCCCCUCCAGAUAGGGCACCCUGUCCAAACAGAGCGACUCCAUUAGAAGAAACAAUUAGGAGGUAUGCUGAUAAACCCUUGGAGAAUGUGGUGAAGCCAGAGAUUGGGAUGAGUUUUGACUCACUUGGGGAAGCAUAUGAUUUGUAUAACCUGUAUUCUUGGGAGCUUGGAUUUGGUAUAUGAUAUGGAAAGAGCCGUCUGAAUGUUGAGCGGACAAAGUGUAUGCAGGAGAUCGUUUGCGGAUGCUCGGGGAAACCUGAACAGCAGAAUAGCCGUUCUUGUCAGUGUGAGUGUCCUGCAAUGAUCAGAUUGCUUAGAGCUGCGAACAAUGGAUGGUACAUUGAUGAGUACCACUCCAGCCACAACCAUUCAUUGUCUCUGACCUGUGGUGAAAAAGUUCAUUGGCUAUCGCAUAAGCAGUGUACACGAAGGAUUUGGUGAACUGUUGUAGUGGGGCACCUUGGCGGCGCUGCUGACCAACGUGACACAUGCAACAAGAGGAAGGAGUCUCCGACACAAUCCAUGGAAUCCACCGGGAAAGUGAACCCAGAGGCCCCUGGGUGGAUUAGGAGACUAAAAAGAAACGGAGGGAGUAUUUUCGUAUGGAGGUAGUAGUUGUAAAAUGCAAUGCUGAUCCGUUUGUCGCAGAAAGCAUGGUCUGUUCUCUGGUGGGUUGUGUCACUGAUCAGUAAAAUGGGGGUUUCCAUGAUAAAAAAAAAGGUGUUGCUAUAAAUUGAGAUGUCGUCUACAAAACUUGGGAUAUUUUUCCCUUGCAGGUUGAGAGUUGGCCGUGCACCUGCUCACAGAUAACCAUGCCCUGGGGGAGUUACUCCAUUGGAAGAAACAAUCAGGAGGUACGCUGAUAAAUCCUCAGACAGUGUGGUCACGCCAGAAAUUGGAAUGAGUUUUGACUCUCUCAGGGAAGUAUACGAUUUCUGCAACCUUUAAUUAUUUGUGGGAGCUCGAAUUUGGUAUAAGAUAGGCAAGAGCCAUCUGAAUGUCGAGCAGACAAAGUGUAUGUAGGAAAUUAUGUGUGGAUGCUUGGUCAGUACAUAUGACUCAACACUCCAAGAACUUACAUUUAUUUUAAUCUGCUUGAUCAUUGGCUAUGCGUCUGUCUUAACUGCAGCUGGUAAAUUCCUGUUUUAGAGGGGAAGCCUGAGCAGCAAAACAGCCAGUACUACCAGUGCGAAUGCCCUGCGAUGAUUAGGCUUCUGAGAGGAUCUGACAAUGGAUGGUUCAUUGCUGAGCACCGGGCUAGCCAUAACCAUUAAUUGUCACUGACUUGUGGUGAAAAGGUUCACUGUCCAUUGCACAACCACAUAGAUGUCUACACAAAAGAUCUAGUGAAGCAACUUAGGGGAAAUAACGUGAAUCUCAACAAGGUGUACAACAUAGUAGGAAGCUUCUUUGGUUCAUCUCUGAAUGUGCCUUUCACGAAGAUGUCACUCCAGAACCUUUCUACACAACAUAGUAGGAAGCUUCCUCGGUUCAUCUCAGAAUCUGCCUUUCACAAAGAGGUCACUACUGAUUCAUGUGUUUGUGCGACAGUACAUGAGGCUACAAUUCGACCGUGAGUCGGAUGAGAGCUACCGGGAGAAGAGGAUACAGAUUAGCGGAGCAGUCAUGAGAGGAAGUAUUGCCAUUGAACAACAUGCAAAUAAGGUUUACACCAGGAAAAUGUUUGAACAAUUUGGUGAGAACCUUUUCAAGGGUCGGGCGUACCAGGUUGAGGAAAUUGUGAAGCACAUUGCAAGACACAACGAUGCCGAGAAAUGUGAGAAGUGGAGAGUGGUUGAUUACAAGGUGACCAUGUUGGAUGACGGCGAGUGGUUCGAGUGUGAAUGCGGGCAAUUCACCCACAUGGGGAUGGUUUGUUGCCAUGCUUUGAAGGUGAUGGGCUAUGUUGUCGUGAAGGAGAUGCUGAAGCGGCACAUCCUCAAGAGAUGGACGAAAGAUGCUAGGGACAUCCUGCCCCGGCAUCUUGCUCACUUCAAAAGAAACCAGGUCGUGAACAAAUCUUUCACCUGCCGCAGCUCGACUCUCUACCUACACGCCAUGGAGCUGGUUAGGCUUGGGGAUUCAUCCGUCAUGACAUAUGAACUCGUACUGGGUCGCUCGAAGGAUAUGAUUGCGGAGGUAAUCACCGCUAGCUGAAACAAGAGAUGGGAUAGGGUUUGAGGAUAGACAAGCAGCAGAAGCGAAUCACAACAACAUUGCAUUGGCAGGCGCAAUUGUCAGCAAUGAGAGGGGGGGCUGACAACAAGAACAGUCUGACCCUUUCUGUUAACUGGGAUGAACAUGCUGGACUGUCUGCUCCGAGCAAGAAAUGUGGUGCCAGGCGACCAUGCAUCAGUAGCAAAAAGGUACCGUAUGAAGGACUAAGUAAAAGGACAAAGUUCUGCAGCAUUUGCAAAUUGCCAUGACAUGAGAAGACUACCUGCCCUGACAGGGGUUACAUGCCAAAACAGCGUCGCAAACCUGCAACCUGCAAGAAUUGUGGCAUCGCCGGACAACCUGCAAGAAUUGUCGCAUCGCCGGACUCCGUCACACUUCAUGCACCAGGCCGUGGGCGCUGCUGCUUCUUAAUAACUUAGAGAAACAUGUAUGAUACUUCCUCUGUAAACUAAUAUAAGAGCGUUUAGAUCACUAUUUUAGUGUUAUAAAUGCUCUUAUAUUAGUUUAUGGAGGGAGUAACUCUGAAUUUUACGUUUUGAGAAUUUUCUAGUGUGUGAUUUCUGCAUGGACCCCCACGCUUGUUCCUCCCUGAGUGUAAACUAGCUGUAUUUGUAACUGUGCUGAAAUGUGUGGAUUUAUAAUAUUUGUUUAUUUGUUUUCUGUA
This is a messenger RNA of Triticum aestivum (bread wheat), 4187 nucleotides long. RefSeq names its product protein FAR1-RELATED SEQUENCE 9. The record is from RefSeq and is a predicted model, not a curated record. Gene Ontology annotation, molecular function: zinc ion binding. NCBI's taxonomy places the organism in Eukaryota, Viridiplantae, Streptophyta, Magnoliopsida, Poales, Poaceae. The transcript has 6 exons. Bases 2771 to 3502 code for a protein of 243 amino acids.